AGAGGGAAGUAUCAGGUUGCUGUACUUCGGCUGUGGGUUGUCACUGUCUAAUAAUAUGACCGUCUUGCCAUCUCUCUGCAAAUAAGGCAGAAGCUGCUACCUGAUUGGUAUAACAUCUCACUUACCCUCCUCAUUGAUUUUCUUGUUCUCCUCCUUUGCUUCAUAAAAAGAGGGACCAGUGGCUGGUGCUGUGGACAGAGACGCUUGGUUUUUAGUAUGAGACAGCCUCUGUUUUCUUUCAGGAGAGGGAAGUUGGAUUAUCAAUUCUUUUGUAAAUGUGUAUGGUGAUAUUUGCUCCGCUUUUUGCCAUCUUUGCAUUUGCAACAUGCGGUGGCUAUUCCGGAGGCCUGCGGCUGAGUGUGGACUGCGUCAACAAGACGGAAAGUAACCUCAGCAUCGACGUAGCGUUUGCCUAUCCAUUCAGGUUACACCAGGUGACGUUUGAGGUGCCCACCUGCGAGGGGAAGGAGCGGCAGAAGGUGGCCCUGAUUGGUGACUCCUCAUCUUCAGCUGAGUUCUUCGUCACUGUCGCUGUCUUCGCCUUCCUCUACUCCUUGGCCGCCACUGUCGUUUACAUUUUCUUUCAGAACAAGUAUCGAGAAAACAACCGGGGUCCACUCAUCGACUUUAUCGUCACUGUAGUCUUUUCAUUCUUGUGGUUGGUGGGUUCCUCAGCUUGGGCGAAAGGGCUGUCUGAUGUCAAGGUUGCUACAGAUCCCAAAGAAGUGUUGUUACUGAUGUCAGCUUGCAAACAACCGUCCAACAAGUGCACGGCCGUCCACAGCCCUGUGAUGUCCAGCCUGAACACUUCCGUGGUCUUUGGAUUCUUGAACUUUAUCCUCUGGGCUGGAAACAUCUGGUUUGUUUUCAAGGAGACCGGCUGGCAUUCCUCGGGACAGAGAUAUCUUUCAGACCCAAUGGAAAAGCACUCCAGUAGCUUCAACCAAGGUGGAUACAACCAAGACAGCUAUGGCUCGAGCAGUGGGUACAGCCAGCAGGCGAGUUUGGGGCCAUCCUCAGAUGAGUUUGGCCAACAGCCCAGUGGCCCUGCCUCUUUUACCAACCAGAUUUAACAGGGUGAUGUUGGAAAUCUUUGGAAGAUAGUCUUACCACUUUCCAUGUCAGUGGCAGAAGAAUUUUUUAAGAGUUUCAAUUAUUAAUGCAGAGAGUGUUGAAUGUAAAUCAGAGAUCUGUAGUCCUCAUUAAGGCAGAAAGGCCUGAGUUGUGAUAAAUGGUACUGAGAGAUAAGAUGACAUGAGGAGAUAGAUUAUUCAUUAUGGAUGGCUAAUUGGAGAGUACCUUGUUAUAUACACAGGUACGUUUAUGGUCGUUUUGUAUGCGUGUCGAGAUAGAAGCAUUUUGUAGCUUGAAGUCUCUAGUAUGUAAUAUGCAAAAAGCCAAUUAAAUAGCAUUGAGUUUUCUUAUGCAUUUUGAUGCGAAAGAUGUUUUAACGAUUUCUCGGAGAUGAUUUGGUGCAUCACAACGUGCAUGUAUUAUUAUUUUUAGUUGCAGGCCCUGUAGGAUUGUGAAUCUCUAAGUAUUGGUUUUAGACAAUUACUCUGUAUUUUUUUUAUUUGUGAAUCAAUGCUCAUAUGAUUUAGUGCAUGAAUAAGCAUUUCCUCACACAAUGAACAUUUGAACUGUAUUUAUGAAAAUUUUCCAGUUUGCACCAUGAAUUUGUUAAAUGGACGUUUAAAGAAAUAUAUUCACUACUUUGCAUUCUUGCAAAUCUGUCUCUCUGGCUUUAUCCAAUUUUGAAUGCAUUGUAACUAAGGUUUGGGUUUUUUCUCCUGAUUAGUAGAUAUUCAGUAUUCUAGAUGGUAAUUGCCCAAUAUUUAUUCUAUUUAGUUAGCUAAAUAUUUACAUUCUUGUAACUUUCUAUGAUGUGUUGUGGUUCUUAUCCUAUGGACUGUGAACAAUAAGCCCACUAACUGUUUGUUGAUGGAGAGUUUUUUUCCUUAGAAUAAUGGAGAUGCAGCUAUUAGACACCAUAGUCAAGAAGAUAUCAAGCUGAUAGAUUUAUGUGUGAAGGACAUUCUGUGGAAGCUUCACUACCAACUAAAUGAAUAAAUCCUAUUUAUUUCCAAAGUUAAUAUGUUCCUCGAACCAAUUAUUAAAAAUUCUCGUCUCAACUCAACUUACAAAGUCUGAUUUGAAUGUUACCCAUAAAUUAAAAAUGACUUCUAUGAACCACUCUGUAUCCCAAAGAGUGUUCUCAUUAAAUAUUCCUCAGAAUGUAUUAAUUAUCAAGAAAGUGUCCAUCUUCACCUCUUUAACUCAGUUGAAACACCAGGGCCCAGCAGUGAGGGCAAGCUCAGCAUCUCUAUUUUCAGAUAAAAGUCAUUAUCAAUGUACAAACCCAUUGUGUGAUCUGUGAUGCUGGAAACAUUUUAGCACAAAGCAGAUGUAUGUCUUAGAUGAUAUCUGUAAACAGUUUCUGGAUCCUGUUGGAUAAAUCUGUAUUGUGAUAUAUAUUUGAACUUAAUAAAGUUAUUGCAUACAA
This is a messenger RNA of Phacochoerus africanus (Common warthog), 2503 nucleotides long. It is a transcript of the gene SYNPR, whose product is annotated as synaptoporin. Lineage: Eukaryota; Metazoa; Chordata; Mammalia; Artiodactyla; Suidae. Gene Ontology annotation, cellular component: synaptic vesicle; synaptic vesicle membrane. The transcript is spliced from 5 exons. Bases 276 to 1073 code for a protein of 265 amino acids. The record is from RefSeq and is a predicted model, not a curated record.